Messenger RNA from Cephus cinctus (wheat stem sawfly), 2903 nucleotides. Its product is annotated as hexokinase-1. Lineage: Eukaryota; Metazoa; Arthropoda; Insecta; Hymenoptera; Cephidae. The transcript has 11 exons. The coding region runs from base 454 to 1863 and encodes 469 amino acids. Gene Ontology annotation, molecular function: glucokinase activity; mannokinase activity; D-glucose binding. Gene Ontology annotation, biological process: glucose 6-phosphate metabolic process; glycolytic process; intracellular glucose homeostasis. Gene Ontology annotation, cellular component: mitochondrion; cytosol. The record is from RefSeq and is a predicted model, not a curated record.
AAUGCCAAAUAACUGUAGAAUUUGUAAAACCCGCAAUCGAAAAACGAGUUUGAAUUUCUGUUCGCGCCAUAUCCGCGUCAAUGAGUCGCAUCCAUUGUAUUAAAGAUGGCGAACGGUGAACGACUCAGUGUGGAAAGCAUGCAGAAGGAACGCGGUCUUCACAAUCGUCGAAGCUACGAUGAAAAAAAAACAGUGCAGGAGAACAUUCACACGAAUCGUGCAAUUAUCUUCGUAGAUAAAAAACCUGUUGCUCAAUCAGUGGAUCAUUGAAAAUAUGUCGCGUAAUAAAAACGAUCAAAUUGAAAGUUACAGUGCAGUAUGAAAAAAGAAUAAUUCCCAAGUAAUAACAAAUAAGUGAAAAUUUGGCAAGAGGUGCAAGAAGAAAAGUGCAGCCUCACUACACACGACAAAAGAAUGGACACUUAGCCAACUUUACUAGGAAAAUUUUAAAAAAUGACGGCCACCGAGGAACGCGCUUUAGACGAUGCCAUUCAAGUGGCUCCACUGGUCCUGAGGGAUGCUGCGAAGCGUCAAAAGGUCGAAGAUCUUUUGGAACAGAUGAGAUUCUCCGCCGCGACUGUACGAAAGAUACAGGAGAUAUUUGUGUCAGAGAUGGAGAAAGGAAUUCAUCAACAGCCGUCAUCCCUUCAGAUGGAAAAUACUUACAUCCCUGAACUUCCUGAUGGAACAGAGUCUGGACUCUUUCUUGCACUGGAUCUGGGUGGUACGUACUUCCGGAUGAUACUUCUUGAACUGGACAUGGGACGUGUGGUACGUGAAACGGUACAGAAGUACGAUAUAAGUGUAGAACUCAGGAUCGGUUCUGGGAUUCGACUCUUUGACUAUCUAGCAGCUUGCGUCAGCGACUUUGUCAUCAACCAGGGUCUUCAGGAUGUAGAGCUUCCUCUUGGAUUCACGUUUUCCUUCCCGAUGAAUCAACAUUCUUUGGAUGUCGGCGUUCUGACCACCUGGACCAAGACGUUUAAUUGUCCUGAUGUCGUUAACAAGGAUGCUGUGAAGCUUCUCCGAGAUGCUCUGGAUAGACGUGGAGAUACCAAGGUUAAUGUACUUGUUAUACUGAAUGAUACUACUGGAACAUUGGUCCAAGGUGCGACUCAGGAUCCUGAUACAGCUGUUGGUCUUAUUCUUGGUACUGGUACCAAUGCCUGUUAUUUUGAAAGAGCUGAUAGGGUCGAGCACUGGGAGACUGAAAGACAUGGCGAGAAAGAAGUAAUCAUCGAUAUAGAAUGGGGUGCAUUUGGUGACAAUGGUGUACUGGAAUUUAUAAAGACUGAUUUCGAUCGCGAGAACGAUGCUAAUUCUUUAAUAAUCAAUUCCUUUACAUUCGAGAAAUAUAUCGGUGGCAAAUUCUUGGGUGAGGUGGUGCGUGUUGUGUUGAAACAAUUAUAUGAAAAAGGUCUUCUAUUCGAAUCGCAUAAUCCUACGGAUCUUUUAACACCUGGUACCCUCACGAGUGACCUGGUAUCUGACGUUGAAUCUGACACUGUACACGGUGGUUUUGAGAACACCAGAAAGGUCCUACAGAAAUUCGGAAUAACAACUGAAGAAGAUGAUAUGAAAAUCGUUCAAUAUGUAUGCGAAGUUGUAUCGAAUCGUGCGGCGCUUCUUAUUUCUAUAUGUCUGGCAGCUUUACUGGAGAGAAUGAAUAAAAAAUCAGCAACGAUAGCUGUAGACGGAUCUCUUUACAAACAUCAUCCACGACUCAAGGGUUGGAUGAAUCAGUAUAUCAGCCUUUUAGCUCCUAGACAUAAGUUCAAGCUGAUUGGCGCGGAAGACGGCAGCGGCAAAGGCGCCGCCCUGGUGGCGGCGAUAGCAAUGCGAUUGAAAAAAAGAUUAGAGUGAGAACGACGAAGUUUGAGAAUAAAAGAAUCUAAGAAUCAUUGGAAUUAGAGCCUGAAGAAACCUCAGUAGCCUUACGAUCGUUAUAGCGAACGGUGAAAACUUGACCUCAUCUGAUAUCUGACCUCACCCAUGCACCGGGUAUGAUUAACUUCGCACUAGCAGGUCGUUAGUUCUGUUUGAAACAGAGCGUGACUUCUGUUUAAAGAUUUUUUAAAAUUCUUUUUAUUUUAAUUUUUUUCUCUAUAUGCUUGAGCAACUCCUAUCUUGUAAAUUGUUCAACCUGUAAAGACAGUGCCGCCGUGUAUAAUUGAAAUAAUGUUGCCCGUAUUUCCUAUAGGUAAUAGUAUAAUAUCUUUUGAUUAUUUGCGGGAUAGAUAGAAAUCUAGAUUAUUUAGAAUAAUUAUCAACAUGUAUAUGUUAUAAGAUCGCAUACGAUCUCCUAGCCGUAAUGUGUUUUCUCUCGCCAUACAAAGACAUUCCUAUAAGAUUUUUUUUACUCUUGCAACGAAUAUUGUUGGUUUCACGGAAACACCUGCCGUUGUAGAAACUUCCGCCGUGACUUUUAUAUUUUAUUUUCUUACACGGUUCGUGAAGUUUCCUAUUAGUUUUAUUGGACUAUUGCACGAUUUCUCAGUGUUCAAUUAGGUUAUUCAAUUAAGAACGUGCAUCUAAACGUUAUAGUACGCACAACUAUUUUGUGCGUAAAUAUCUGUACAGCGGACAUUAGUAAUAGCAUCCAAAAACUAAGUAACUUGAUAAGACGCAGGCUAAUUAUUAAUUGUUUACCAAUACAUUAUAUAAGAAAUCAAUUUAUAUUCUCAGUCGGUAACCAUAUUUGUUUUUUUCGAUCAUUUGAAUUUGCGCGUUUAUCCUCUUAGCUUUAUCCACGAUUUAUUAGUCCAUGAUUUAUUAAUUCCUGACGCAGUGUUUUUCUCAUUUUUUUUUUAAUACCGUUAUUAAUCAUUAAGUAUCUGGUUUCAUGUUUUAUUAAUGAACGAAUCGCCUGGCUUGUUCUAGAAAUAUAAUAAUAAUAAUGAUAA